Chenopodium quinoa (quinoa) is the source of this 1344-nucleotide messenger RNA. RefSeq names its product cinnamoyl-CoA reductase 1-like. Bases 179 to 1165 code for a protein of 328 amino acids. The transcript has 6 exons. The record is from RefSeq and is a predicted model, not a curated record. Gene Ontology annotation, molecular function: oxidoreductase activity, acting on the CH-OH group of donors, NAD or NADP as acceptor. NCBI's taxonomy places the organism in Eukaryota, Viridiplantae, Streptophyta, Magnoliopsida, Caryophyllales, Amaranthaceae.
UAAUAUUUCAAUACAACCUUUUCGAUUUUUCCUAUAUAAACAAACGUCUUCUUCUCCUUCUUUUGUUUAUACAUAAACUCGUGUUUUCAUACUUCACAUUAAAAGGGAAAAAAAAGGUUUAUAAAGUGAGGAGAAAAAUAAUUAAAUUGAAGAUAAUUGCUUGUUAAAUCAAUUAAUCAUGAAUUCUAAAUCAGGAGAAGGGAAGAAAGUAUGUGUUACAGGUGCUUCAGGCUACAUUGCUUCUUGGAUUGUCAAACUCUUGCUUGAUCGCGGUUACUCAGUUAAUGCCACUGUUCGUAGUUUAAAUGAUCCAAAGAAGGUAGAUCACUUGAUUGCAUUGGAUGGAGCAAAGGAUAGACUUAACUUAUUCGAGGCUAAUCUCUUGGAGGAAGGCUCCUUUGAUGCUGCCAUUCAUGGAUGUGACGGUGUUUUCCAUACUGCAUCUCCUGUUAAACUUGAUGUUCCGAAUCCUCAAGCUGAACUAAUUGAUCCAGCAUUAAAUGGAACACUGAAUGUUCUAGAAACCUGUGCUAGGAUUCCAACCAUUAAACGCGUUGUUUUAACAUCUUCAAUGGCUGCUGUUCUGCUCACUGGUAGACCUCUGACUCCUGAAACUGUAGUUGAUGAAACAUGGUUUUCUGUCCCAGAAGUCUGCGAGAAACUACAAAUGAAGUGGUAUCUUCUGUCAAAGACAUUGGCAGAAGAAGCUGCGUGGAACUUUGCCAAAGAAUAUGGCCUCGAUAUGGUGUCGAUAAACCCUGCAGUCGUAAUAGGCCCUUUGCUGCAGCCAACAGUUAAUGCUAGUUCUUUUGCUGUGUUAAUCUUGGUAAACGGAUCAGAAACCUACCAGAAUGUAACCUUUGGAUGGGUUCAUGUCAAAGAUGUAGCUGAAGCACAUAUUCUAGCUUUCGAGGUUCCUUCAGCAAAUGGGAGAUAUCUGUUAAACGAAAGUGUUAAUCAUGUUUCAGAAGUUGUAAAAAUCUUAAAAGAGCUUUACCCUGAUCUCAAACUCCCAACCAAGCCUGCAGAUGACAAGCCUUUUGAUCCAACAUACAAGGUUUGUAAGAAAAAGGUUGAAAGCUUAGGCAUCAAAUACACUCCCCUGAAAACCAGCCUCAAAGACACUGUUGAAUGCUUGAUCGAAAAGAAGUUCAUUAGUGUUUGAUUCUGCCAUUUUAAGCUGUUCUGUAAAUGAGUAAAUCUGAUCAUCUAAUCUACUGUCAUAUUUUUUAUGUAUUACAUCUACAAUCGCGUCUAUAUAUAAUGUAGCAACUGCAAUUUGUAUUAAUGCCUUAUAUCCCAGAUUUCCUCUAUAUAUAUUGACAUCUGAAGGAGUUUUUAGAA